AUAAGUAGAUAGAGCUUAAGGUCUCUAGGAGCUAUCCAUUGCAUUCAAAAAUGCAAGAACUCAUAGCGAAUGUAAAUCAUCUACAUUUCGAUGUUGAAGAAGCUCUUGACACCCAAAUGUGGUGCCUACCUUUACCCUUUAUUGGAAUGGACAAGUCUGGAUCUGCAGUAUGCAUAAAUUUUCGUGAUACAGGCUUAUGCAAAUUAGGUCAAUUAUGUCCAUUUCGUCACAUCAAAGGUGACAAAAAUGUUGUUUGCAAACAUUGGCUCAGAGGAUUGUGCAAAAAAGGUGAUGAUUGUGAGUUUUUGCAUGAAUAUGAUAUGACAAAAAUGCCAGAAUGUUAUUUCUUCUCAAAAUACAAUGCUUGUAAUAAUAAAGAAUGCCCUUUCCUGCAUAUAGAUCCAGAAUCUAAGAUUAAAGACUGUCAAUGGUAUGAUCGUGGGUUCUGCCGACAUGGUCCAAAUUGCAAAAAUCGCCAUAUUAGAAAGGUAAUGUGUCAAAGUUAUCUCAAUGGGUUCUGUCCUGAAGGAAGAGAAUGCAAAUUUAUGCACGCGAGUUUUGAUGCACCACAUCCCUCUACCGAAGGUCCUUGCGCACCCCACUUUCAUCACCAUCUUAAUUUUCCGUAUCCUUCCGCCAUGUCUGCUGCCACCUUACCUGGUUACUCUUUUCCCUCCGCUCCGCCUCCCAUUUUCCAUCAUGGUUAUGGUGACCGCGUGCAUACUAUUUCAGGGACAACAUUUCAACCAAUUAGGGGGCGAGGAAUGAUAACUUGCCACUAUUGCGGUGAAUUAGGUCACAAGCUAUCACAUUGCCCCAAGCUCAAAGGCGAAGCCAAAAUAACCUCAUACAUGCCAUCUUUAAAAGGAGACGAUAUACGUCAUUUCAUACCACGAGGUACACAUCACUUCCACGCCGAAAGAAGAAACUUAGAGGAUGUCGUCUGCUAUAGAUGUGGAGAAAAGGGUCACUUCGCUAAUAGAUGCCCUAAGACGAAUGUAUCUUACCUACAAAACUCCCAAGACUCCAGCUAUGUCACUAAUACAAAUCUAAUAAAUACUAGUUUACUUAACAUUAGUUAGCUCUCAGAAAAGUUUUUUUUAUAAUACAUUAUCUUAUAAUAAUCAUAUUUAGUCAAAUGACCAGUCAGAUCUCUUCGAUAACACAGCUGCUUUUCAAAAGUUCCUCGUUUUAUAACCAUACAUAUAUUUUCUCGCGCGUUUAUCUUUCAAUCACCUUAAAUAUUAUAGUUGUAUAUUUUGAUAAAUGAUUGAAUGAAAUUUAUAAUAUUAAAAUAUUUUGA
Molecule: messenger RNA, 1303 nt
Organism: Gordionus sp. m RMFG-2023
Lineage: Eukaryota; Metazoa; Nematomorpha; Gordioida; Chordodea; Parachordodidae
Product: cleavage and polyadenylation specificity factor subunit 4-like
Exons: 9
Coding region: 51-1082 (343 amino acids)
Molecular function (GO): zinc ion binding; RNA binding
Source: RefSeq, a predicted model, not a curated record